This is a messenger RNA of Pocillopora meandrina, 963 nucleotides long. Lineage: Eukaryota; Metazoa; Cnidaria; Anthozoa; Scleractinia; Pocilloporidae. The record is from the annotation of a GenBank genome assembly.
CUAGGUAGCGUUUUCGUGAGCGAAAAGAAGAAGGAAUGGAAUCAACUCCACACCGCUGCAAGAGAAGGUGAUAUCAGCAAAAUGGAAUCCCUCCUCUCUGAUGGAAUUUGUAUUGACUCACAAGAAAGCACUCAUAAGACGCCAUUGAUGAUCGCAGCUUUUAAUGGCAAGCUACGGGCUGUUAGAUAUCUGAUUGAAAACGGAGCAGAUAUGUCGAUAGUAGAUAACAGUGGAUGGAACUCGUUACAUUUUGCUUCACAAGGGGGUGACCCUGAUAUGAUUGAUCUGAUAGCCAGUCACGUGGCUGAUAUUGAUUCACUUGCUAGUGAGGCUUUCACUCCGCUUAUGGUUGCCUCUGAUAAUGGCCGUCUCCAGGCCGUGAAGUAUCUUCUAAAAUCGGGAGCAGAUCUCUCGUUGAAAGACGGCAAUGGCUGGAAACCUGUACACCACGCCGCACGAGGUGGCAAUCCCGCCGUCAUAGAACUGUUCCUUUGUGAAGUGGAAGAAAUCGACCUCAGGGCCAACCGAGGUGAAACGCCAUUAAUGAUUGCUGGUUACUAUGGGAACCUCCAGGCUGUAAAGUACUUUCUGGAAAAGGGUGCUGACCCGUCUCUAAAAGACAAGAAGGGAUGGAAUUCGUUGCAUCAUGCCUCAAGAGGAGUGAAUCCCGACGUUAUUGAACUUUUUCUGAGGUGUAUGGCGGAUGAUGCAAUCGACUCCAUGACAGAUCAGUGGUAUACACCAUUAAUGAUCGCUGCUGGAAAUGGUAGGCUUCAGAUCGUAGAAUUUCUCAUGCGAAAAAAUGCAUGUCCGUACGCCCGUGACAGCAAUGGAUAUUCCCCAUAUGACUGGGCUUUGCAUAGUCAAGAACCACGUAUGCUAGAUUAUUUAUUUGAGCGACCCGCAUUGGCGUUUGAAAUUCAAAUUUUUAAAGAGCGUAUGACUGAGUAUUGCGAUUCAUAA